AUGAAGAAGGCGGCAGAAUUCAUGAAGCAUAUAAUAAACAUGUUGGCUGGUCUUGCAAAGGACAAGACCAAGGAGCUAAAGAGGAAGACAAGAGCAUUCAAGUCCCGUCUCGUAAUAUUCUCAUUGCUCCAUAACAAAAGCAUGGUGUUGAGCUCGUGGUCUCACAAGCUCAAGGCAAAGCCAACAUCAAGAAAGAUAGACCAUGGUCAGGAACAAGAUCAUCAGGAUGAUCAAAACAUGGUGGUGGUGUAUAGCCACAACGCCGUGUCUAGUACUCCUGUCUCUCCCCAUGUACAAUAUCAAUAUGUAGAAGAGGAAGAGGACGAGGACGAGGAAAAGUACCCAGACCUAAGACACUCGCUGUUCGAAGCAGAGGGUUCGGUGAUAGACUUGGUGAAGCAUUCUAAGGAGGACAAGGGAGAAGAGUUUCGGUUGGAAGAUGAGAUAGACAAAGUGGCUGACCUUUUCAUUACUCGGUUCCACCGACAAAUGUGGUUGCAGAAGCAGCUAUCUCUCGAGAGUAUUCAAGAUACAUCUUCCUGA
This is a messenger RNA of Arabis nemorensis, 543 nucleotides long. The record is from the annotation of a GenBank genome assembly. NCBI's taxonomy places the organism in Eukaryota, Viridiplantae, Streptophyta, Magnoliopsida, Brassicales, Brassicaceae.